Paramisgurnus dabryanus is the source of this 2756-nucleotide messenger RNA. Lineage: Eukaryota; Metazoa; Chordata; Actinopteri; Cypriniformes; Cobitidae. The record is from RefSeq and is a predicted model, not a curated record.
UCGUCUCUGGUUUAGAUCAGUUUAUGGUGAACACCCCCUGACAACUAUUGGGAAACACUUCAGUCUCAAGUAUUUUGGCUGUGUUUUAGGGAAAGGGGGAAGAGACAUGAUGAUGCACACACAGUAUGAAAGUGAAAGUGAGGCAGAGCUUUAACAAUUUUCAUCAUGAUAAUUUUCUGUAUUAUUUUCCUUGUCCUUCCAUUGAGCAUGUCCAUGUCGUUGACUGGUUGGGUGCAGUCACCUGGACAUCCGCAUGGGUAUGACCCUGAUGUAAGGCACGAGGAGAAACACUGUGCUCCGAGCGGACACCGAGUCAAACUCACUCUCACGCACUUGGACCUGGAGGAGAGCCAUAACUGUGAGAAUGAUCGCUUGGAGAUAUGGGCAGACGGGGAACUCUUGUUUACUUUGUGUGGACACAGAUCUAUGAGUGAGCUGCAGACAUUCAUCAACCCCAAACUUUACUCCAACCCUGGAGGCUGUCUCAAAAUUUCAUUUUUCACAGACUACUCGAAUCCCACAAGACAUGUUGGUUUUCAAGGCUUUUACACCAUAAAUGAUGUUAAUGAGUGUGACGAGCCUGAAAACAAGUGCACUCAACGCUGCAAUAACUACAUUGGGGGUUAUCGAUGUUUCUGCAGACCAGGAUAUCUCCUUGACCCUGAUCAACACACCUGCAAAGUUAGCUGUGGUGAAAAUCGCAGAGGCUCUCAAGAAGGUGUGCUGAUGUCACCAGACUGGCCUGGGUCAUACCCAGAAAACUCUGUCUGUUCUUAUAUUCUCAGCACAGAAGAGGAUCUGCAGUAUGAAUUAACAUUCACAGAGUUUGAUGUGCAGAUGACAGAGGAUGGACGAUGCAGCGACUCUUUAACAAUAAAAACUCUCUCUGGUAUCUCCGGGCCAUACUGUGGGCAUAAGCGCCCUCCUUCACCUUUCACUACCAGAUCUCACCAUAUUGAAAUCAUCUUCAGGUCUUAUGAUGACGAAGCAAACAAAGGGUUUAGACUCAGUUACAAAACCAAAGAAAAGACAUGUCUUGGAAAUGUGAUCAAAAACUCUCAACUGAUCCCGGAUUUACCUGAAUAUUUCCAGGGUGAUAAGAUUACAGUGCACUGUGCUGAAGGACAUGUAUCACGCUUACUAGAUAGUGUUAAACAUGAGUAUGAAUCUACAUGUCAAAGGAAUGGAGAGUGGAGUCAUGUUAUCCCCUGUAAACUUAUAGACUGUGGCAAUCCACCACUUCCAGAAUUGACAGAGCUAAGGGUCAAGAAUGAUCUUCGCACAACAUUUAAGGAACAAAUCAAUCUCAAGUGUUCAUCUGAAUAUUACCAGAUGACUGGAAAUGGUAACUUCAUCUGUGAUAGUGAUGGUUAUUGGGUAUCUGAAACUGGUCAAAAACUCUCCGAAGCUUUACGUAUAUGUGAACCAGUGUGUGGAAUGAAUGUAGAAAUCCUAGUUGGUGGCAAUGUCUUUGGUGGGAAACCAGCCACACUGGGAGAGAUUCCCUGGCAACUUUUACACCGGCAAAGCCCCAGAGGUGGUGCGGCUCUGAUCAGUGAUCAUUGGGCCCUUACAGCAGCUCAUGUAGUGGAUGGAUUUGAAGAUACAAGCAUGACUUGGUUAGGGGGAUUUGUCAAUGCUAAAAACAAUCAGAAAACAGAAAUGCAGACAGAAAAGAUAAUAAUUCAUCCAGGCUACAUAAAAGUUGGUAAAAAUAAGGAACCACAAAGCUUUGAUAAUGACAUUGCACUUAUAAAAAUGUCUGCCAGGGUGCCGCUCGGUCCAAAUAUCAGGCCAGUGUGUCUACCAAAUACACCUAUAAGUGAGGGAGAAUCAGGAACAAUUUCAGGGUUUGGUGCAUUUAAGAGAAUAGAAAUAAGUCAACUUUUGCGUCAUGGGGAUGUUAAAAUAUAUCCACUUAAUGAAUGUGAUUCAUUGAAUUUCCCUGUCACUGAUAACAUGAUAUGUGCUGGGAAUGAUGGUGUUGACAGUUGUAGAGGUGACAACGGUGGUCCAUUUUUUUACCCCAGAUUGCAGCAGAAGUCUGUAGAUGAGCCCUAUAGGCUUCUAGGUCUCGUGUCUUGGGGUCCUUCUAGAUGUGGAGAUAAAAGAUUUAAAAGUUUCUACACUAAAGUUUUUAACUAUCUCGACUGGAUCAAAGAAACUAUGGAAAAAAACUAACAUCAGCCUUACAUUCAGCUUCACAUGUCAAUGUUAUGUAGGAUGUGUGGCAUGCACGUUUGUGACUCUAAAGAAACUCUACGUCUGUUGUAUGGCGGUAUUUUGGAUUUAGGAUUACUGACACUGAGCAGUUGCUACAUCACGUGGCAAUACAAAAACAUUUCUAGUUUUACAAAUACACAUUUUAGCAUUAUCCCUAAACUGUGUGUGGAUUUUCCUUAAAACCCAUCAAGUUGACUCAUGAUACCAUUGAUUAUAAUCGCAAUCGCACACCGCAAUAUUAGCAUCAAUAACCGCAAUGGGAAAAAUUACCCAAAUCGUGCAGCCCUAUUAAUAACCAAUAUAUCUGUUUCAUCCUCUUCAUGUAUAAAGAAAUGUUGUUUUAUUCUCCUUACUCAAAACAUUAUAACUGACAUGUCAAAUGUUGCUGGUUUGUUGUACUUGAGGAUAUAUAUUAGGGUGUUUGCAUGUUUGGGUAAAAAAAAUAUGAACUUAAGAUAUGUUUUACGUGUUAUUCUUAUAAUGGUUGAGUUAUAAAUCCUCAAAACUAAAAAUCUUCCAAGAUAUUAUGGCUA